CACUUCCUACGAAAAAUUGAGUUUGUCGACUACGGGCUGUGCUUUGAGAAAUUGCCACGAAAGAAGGAGAAGAUCUUACAAGAGGACUUUAUUGAUUCGUAUCUCCGCUUAGUCUCAAUCAAAGAAAGGAAGAUCCUUGAAAGACAAUUUGAAGUGCUUGUACACUUGUCUUGUAGUGACAAGAAGAUGAUGAGUCGAAGCGAAUUUGUUUGGACGCAGCAGCAGCUCAAAUACGUCACCGACAAAGUUGGGACAAUGACCAACGAAGUUUUGAUGACGUGUAGUUUCAGAGUCUUAGAUAGCAAUUACACUGCUUCAAUAGAUAAAACCGACUUAGCGAAGUUCCUUAAAGUCUCUGGGAUGGAAAGUAAGAAGAGUGUCGUGUUAAAAUACAUAGAAGAGUUAGACGAGAAUGGGGACGGGGUAUUACAGUUAGACGAGAUCUUAUCCAUUCUUAAAAUAUUUGUGAAGAAUCGCGUCUACGACACAGACAAGUACAUUCAAAAUUUGAAUGCAAAGACUCGCAGUGAUUUAGUUGAUUGUAAAAAUGUCGAGAAAGUCAAAAUCCCCUCUAAAAACGUUCAAAUUGGUAAGACGCGGAAUUCGGUAUUACGAGUUGAGAAAGAUAUCACCUACGAUAAUUACAUCAACACAUUGAAGACGAUGUUUUUGGACAAAUUCAGUGGGAUAGAAAGUGUUUCCAAGUUCUUGUUUUACGUUGGCGAUGUCAACCAAAAGGGGGUGAUCACUAAAGAACGAUAUGCUCUUAUUGUGUCGUUCUUUAAAGACAACAAUUGUGUUGUACCAACGUCACAUGCGCUCUAUAAAGUAUCAUUCCAAUUGGUUGCUCUCCAUAAUCCACAGGGAAUAGAUGUGAAAGAACUGAUGAAAUUGUGUUCAAAAUUAGAAGUGCCGUUUUCUUCGGAAGAAGAAGCGUUGAAUCGUCUCGUGGAGUACGACGCAAAUAGAAAUGGACUUGUUGAGCUCGACGAGUUCAUAUUAAUGAUGUUUGAAGACGACGAGCCGAAGCUUGACGAUUCCGAGGAGGUCCGACAUGACAAAGAGAUCCGCAAAUAUGUUAAAUCGUUUAGGAAGAGUGAUAUGGAUCGUGAUGGGCAUAUAGAUGAGCCCAGUGUCUUAGACAUGUUUUUCAAGAAGUGGGGGACCAUGAGUGUAAAUAAUCAAAAUGGGAUUCAUAUAGCUUUUCUCCUCUAUGGUAAGACUGGACUGAUUGACGAAAAUGGAUUUGUACAACUUCUUAAGACGAUCAACAGAUGUACAACUUUAAGAACAAAUCAAAUUGAUAUGAACAAAUUGGUGUUAGAAGUGUUCACUGUCUUUGAUGCGAAUCAGAGUGGUAUCGACAUGAUGUCCUUCUUUGAGUUUUUAAAGAAGUUCAAUGUGAAUCUGACGGAAGUCGAAACGAGAAAAGUUUUCAAGGAAUAUAGCGUUAAUGAAGUGCUUACUGCUGAAAGCUUUGCAAACGCUUUCAAUAAAGUUGUUGUAGUAUGA
Messenger RNA from Entamoeba invadens IP1, 1512 nucleotides. RefSeq lists its product as hypothetical. NCBI's taxonomy places the organism in Eukaryota, Evosea, Mastigamoebida, Endamoebidae. Gene Ontology annotation, molecular function: calcium ion binding. The annotation marks the transcript as partial. The transcript has a single exon. The record is from RefSeq and is a predicted model, not a curated record.